Molecule: messenger RNA, 2763 nt
Organism: Acanthopagrus latus (yellowfin seabream)
Lineage: Eukaryota; Metazoa; Chordata; Actinopteri; Spariformes; Sparidae
Gene: ubb
Product: ubiquitin B
Exons: 3
Biological process (GO): protein ubiquitination; modification-dependent protein catabolic process
Cellular component (GO): cytoplasm; nucleus
Molecular function (GO): protein tag activity; ubiquitin protein ligase binding
Source: RefSeq, a predicted model, not a curated record
ACUACUUUCACAUGCGGACGGAUAUUGCAAGAUGACGUGUACAGACUCCGGUAUAUAAUACAGUGUCCGCCUGUACUGCAGUACAUCGCUUCAGAAGAAGACUACAGAAGAUAUAGCUGUGCUGCCAUAAUACGAAAUAUUUGCUGCGUUUCUUGAAAGCACAAAUAUGCAGAUCUUUGUGAAAACUCUCACUGGCAAGACCAUCACCCUUGAGGUUGAGCCAAGCGACACUAUUGAGAACGUGAAGGCCAAGAUCCAGGAUAAAGAAGGCAUUCCCCCAGACCAGCAGAGGCUGAUCUUUGCUGGCAAGCAGCUCGAAGAUGGCCGCACCCUCUCCGACUACAACAUCCAGAAAGAAUCCACCCUCCAUCUUGUCCUGCGUCUGAGGGGCGGCAUGCAGAUCUUCGUUAAAACCCUUACUGGCAAGACCAUCACCCUUGAGGUUGAGCCCAGUGACACUAUUGAGAAUGUCAAGGCCAAGAUCCAAGACAAGGAAGGCAUUCCCCCAGACCAGCAGAGGCUGAUCUUCGCCGGCAAGCAGCUUGAAGAUGGCCGCACCCUCUCCGACUACAACAUCCAGAAAGAAUCCACCCUCCAUCUUGUCCUGCGUCUGAGGGGCGGCAUGCAGAUCUUUGUCAAGACCCUCACUGGCAAGACCAUCACCCUGGAGGUUGAGCCAAGCGACACCAUUGAGAAUGUCAAGGCCAAGAUCCAGGACAAGGAAGGCAUUCCCCCAGACCAGCAGAGGCUGAUCUUCGCCGGCAAGCAGCUUGAAGAUGGCCGCACCCUCUCCGACUACAACAUCCAGAAAGAAUCAACCCUCCACCUUGUCCUGCGUCUGAGGGGCGGCAUGCAGAUCUUUGUCAAGACCCUCACUGGCAAGACCAUCACCCUGGAGGUUGAGCCCAGUGACACUAUUGAGAAUGUCAAGGCCAAGAUCCAAGACAAGGAAGGCAUUCCCCCAGACCAGCAGAGGCUGAUCUUUGCCGGCAAGCAGCUUGAAGAUGGCCGCACCCUCUCCGACUACAACAUCCAGAAAGAAUCCACCCUCCAUCUUGUCCUGCGUCUGAGGGGCGGCAUGCAGAUCUUUGUCAAGACCCUCACUGGCAAGACCAUCACCCUUGAGGUUGAGCCCAGUGACACUAUUGAGAAUGUCAAGGCCAAGAUCCAGGACAAGGAAGGCAUUCCCCCAGACCAGCAGAGGCUGAUCUUUGCUGGCAAGCAGCUUGAAGAUGGCCGCACCCUCUCCGACUACAACAUCCAGAAAGAAUCCACCCUCCAUCUUGUCCUGCGUCUGAGGGGUGGCAUGCAGAUCUUUGUCAAGACCCUCACUGGCAAGACCAUCACCUUGGAGGUUGAGCCAAGUGACACUAUUGAGAACGUCAAGGCCAAGAUCCAAGACAAGGAAGGCAUUCCCCCAGACCAGCAGAGGCUGAUCUUUGCCGGCAAGCAGCUUGAGGAUGGCCGCACCCUCUCCGACUACAACAUCCAGAAAGAAUCCACCCUCCAUCUUGUCUUGCGUCUGAGGGGCGGCAUGCAGAUCUUUGUCAAGACCCUCACCGGCAAGACCAUCACCCUUGAGGUUGAGCCAAGCGACACUAUUGAGAACGUCAAGGCCAAGAUCCAAGACAAGGAAGGCAUUCCCCCAGACCAGCAGAGGCUGAUCUUUGCCGGCAAGCAGCUUGAAGAUGGCCGCACCCUCUCCGACUACAACAUCCAGAAAGAAUCCACCCUCCAUCUUGUCCUGCGUCUGAGGGGCGGCAUGCAGAUCUUUGUCAAGACCCUCACUGGCAAGACCAUCACCCUGGAGGUUGAGCCAAGUGACACUAUUGAAAAUGUCAAGGCCAAGAUCCAGGACAAGGAAGGCAUUCCCCCAGACCAGCAGAGGCUGAUCUUUGCUGGGAAGCAGCUGGAGGAUGGCCGUACCCUCUCCGACUACAACAUCCAGAAAGAGUCCACUCUCCAUCUUGUCCUGCGUCUGAGGGGUGGGCAGUAAAGCACAAACAUGCAGAUCUUUGUAAAGACACUCACUGGCAAGACCAUCACCCUUGAGGUUGAGCCCAGUGACACCAUAGAGAAUGUCAAGGCUAAGAUCCAGGACAAGGAGGGCAUUCCCCCAGACCAGCAGAGGCUGAUCUUUGCCGGAAAGCAGCUGGAAGAUGGUCGCACCCUCUCCGACUAUAACAUCCAGAAGGAGUCCACCCUCCAUCUUGUCCUGCGUCUGAGGGGCGGCAUGCAGAUCUUUGUCAAGACCCUCACUGGCAAGACCAUCACCCUGGAGGUUGAGCCCAGUGACACUAUUGAGAACGUCAAGGCCAAGAUCCAGGACAAGGAAGGCAUUCCCCCAGACCAGCAGAGGCUGAUCUUUGCCGGCAAGCAGCUUGAGGAUGGCCGUACCCUCUCUGACUACAACAUCCAGAAAGAAUCCACCCUCCAUCUUGUCCUGCGUCUGAGGGGCGGCAUGCAGAUCUUUGUCAAGACCCUCACUGGCAAGACCAUCACCCUGGAGGUUGAGCCUAGCGACACUAUUGAGAACGUCAAGGCCAAGAUCCAGGACAAGGAAGGCAUUCCCCCAGACCAACAGAGGCUGAUCUUUGCCGGCAAGCAGCUUGAAGAUGGCCGCACCCUUUCCGACUACAACAUCCAGAAGGAGUCCACCCUCCAUCUUGUCCUGCGUCUGAGGGGUGGUCAAUAAAUCAUUCCAUGUUUUUACUUGAUUUACAUGACAGCAUAUCCCAAUAAAAUAUUAUAGUUUAUAAGGUG